AUGGCUGUCCUGGCUUCCUGGGGCUGGGUACUGGCUGGCUGCUUCUCUGCAGCUGUAGCAGAGAUUUCUAAUAUCUCAUCGCUGUAUCCUCCUUUAUGGGAAGACAGCCCUGAGCAGAUAAGUGACUACAGGAUGGAGGAUGGGAAGUACGUAAUUAACCCUUGGGUAUUCACCAACAGGAUGGGGAUGUACAGAAUCCUACUGAACGAGACAGCCACGUAUUCUGAAAGAUAUGGUCUGGAAAAUGAACAGAGUUUUCUGUGGGGAUUGCCUACGAUGCUUGGCUGGCAGUAUGAAACAGGUAGAUUAGCUGAUCCUACUGGAAUGACAGACUUCGGCAACAAACCUGAAGCCAGUCUAUGUAUCUCUGUGGACAGCUGGUGGGCUGAUGUAAAUUACUAUCUAAGUGUGUUACCUUUCCUUGCUGCUGUUGAUUCUGGAAUAACAGGGCUAUCACCAAACCAAUUCACGAUCUUGCCACCACCCAAGGAUCAGAUGAGGUUUUGUUAUAAUGUUUCUGGCUGUCGAUCUGCCUUCCCUGAAACAAUGGACAUGUGGAAAGACUUUUUCCAGUACAUGCAGUUGCCUUCUAGUGACUCUGACAGCCUCCUGAAGAAGUUAUGGGAUGCCCAUAACUCAUCCUUGGAGUAUCCCAUCCAUGCCUUUGUAGACAGAUAUCACUACUAUUCUGAUAAAGAAAAAAAAUUUGUGCAAAACUGGGUUAAUGCUAUAUACUACUUAACUGCUGUCCGUCUUCCUACAACCCUGAAUAGAUCACACAGCUUUCAGAGUUGUCUGCCCCCACGGAUCCUUAUUGAUGCUGACAUAGCCCCUUUUAUUCCUGACUUCACUCCUGUUCAGAACAAAGUCCAGAUAGCACUCAAACUUCUUGCGUAUAUUGACAGAAUUUCAGGAUCAUUAUCUUUGACUCUAUGGGAAAGUCUCAUGAAUAUAAAUCUUGCAAGGGAACUAUUUUUAAAAGUUUUUGAAUGGUUCCUGGGAUCCUUAAAGCAUAACAUGUUUAGUGAACUGUGA
Rattus rattus (black rat) is the source of this 1035-nucleotide messenger RNA. Its product is annotated as protein LEG1 homolog. The coding region runs from base 1 to 1035 and encodes 344 amino acids. The transcript is spliced from 6 exons. The record is from RefSeq and is a predicted model, not a curated record. NCBI's taxonomy places the organism in Eukaryota, Metazoa, Chordata, Mammalia, Rodentia, Muridae.